GGCAAGUCAUAAUUGAUUCAUAGAUAUUUUAAAGCGAUCAUUAAUUCUAGAGACCACACACACGCUUCGCAUACACUUUCUUGCUCACGCAAGUGUACAUAUAGAAUCAACAAGUACAUCGAUGGAGGCCCCAGACCCAGCUAAUGUCCGAAUAAUCACCACUCUCGGGCAUGUCGAUCACGGAAAGACUACACUGAUGGACGCCCUUCUCGCGGCAAACAACAUUAUUUCUCAUCGGAUGGCAGGGAAAUUGAGGUUUCUUGAUAGUAGAGAGGAUGAGCAGGAGCGCGGGAUCACGAUGGAAAGCAGCGCAGUAUCGCUCAAGUUUCAGGUCAUGGGGCGACCUGACGAAGAAAGGUCCCAAAAGACAUAUAUCGUGAAUAUGAUUGAUACCCCAGGACACGUGGAUUUCUCGAGUGAAGUCUCCACAGCGUCUCGGUUGUGUGACGGUGCACUGGUCCUCGUUGAUGUUGUUGAAGGUGUGUGCACGCAGACUAUUGCUGUGCUUAGACAGGCAUGGGAGGAUAACCUCCGCCCGAUACUCGUCAUCAAUAAAAUGGAUAGACUUAUCACGGAGCUGAAGCUGGUGCCCACCGAAGCUUACCAGCACCUUUCGCGGCUAAUCGAACAAGUGAAUGCUGUUAUGGGCAGUUUUUUUGCAAGUGAAUUAAUGGAGGACGAUCUCCGAUGGAGGGAAGAGCGCGAUCGACGACUUGCUGAAAAGAAGGAUCAACUUGCGGAUGAAGCCGAAGCAUCAGCCAAUGACACAGAUGACUUCAAGGAGAAAGACGACGAAGAUAUCUACUUCGCUCCGGAGCGGGGAGUUGGGAACUUCGCCCAGCUUUAUUCUGCAAAGCUCGGUUUCAAGGAAGCCAAUCUAAGGCGCGUUUUGUGGGGCGACUUCUAUCUCGAUCCCAAAACCAAGAAAGUUAUCAGUCACAAGCAUCUUCGUGGACGCGCACUGAAGCCAUUGUUUGUCCAAUUUGUGCUGGAGAACAUCUGGGCGGUCUAUGAUGCCGUUGUGAUGAACCCGAACACAGAGAAAGUGACCAAGAUUGUAACAGCUCUUAAUCUGAAGAUUUUACCUCGGGAUCUGAGGUCAAAAGACAGUCGGCAGUUGCUGUCCACGAUUUUUACACAGUGGCUUUCACUGUCAACGUGCAUCAUUCAAGCGACUAUUGAUGUCGUCCCUUCCCCUCCUGCUGCCCAGGCCAUUCGCAUCCCCAAAAUGCUUUAUCCUAAUGUAUUCGACAAGAGCAUACAGCCCAAGAACAAGUUAGAGCAGGAUCUCUUCACGUCCAACUUCGCGCCAGACGCGGUUGUAGUUGCAUAUGUAAGCAAAAUGUUCGCUGUUGCAGCCAAAGAACUUCCGGAAAACAAAAAACGGGCUGUGACAGCGGACGAGCUACGCCAGCGGGCGCGAGAUGCCAAAGAAGCACGGGAUAACAGCGUUUCGGUCUCAGAGACUCCGGACCCUCCCCGUGCAGCCCCAGAAUCUCCUCCUAGUACGGCUCUAGGAGAAACGCUAGGCGUUUCUGAGGAGUCUGAAAUUAUCCUCGGCUUUGCACGACUGUAUUCGGGGACGAUACAUACUGGCUCCACCAUAUACUGCGUGCUACCCAAGUAUAACACCUCCCUUCCUCCAAAUCACGCUCAUAAUGUUGCACAUCUUAUUCCGGCCAAGGUUGAAGGAUUGUACGUGAUGAUGGGCCGGGAGCUUAUCCCCGUGGACUGUGUCAGGGCAGGAAACACCUUUGCAAUCAAGGGAUUGGGAGGCAAGGUCACAGGCGUUCCAGAGGGUAUGGAUCCUGUCCAAGUGCAAGAUAGUCUCAUCAACAUUGGUGGCGUUACUCGCACGGUAUCCCCUAUUGUACGGGUUGCGCUUGAACCUGUCAUCCCUUCUGAUAUGCCCAAACUUGUCGCUGGGAUGAAACUCCUCGCUCAAGCUGAUCCCUGCGUCGAAACAUUCCAGCAACAGACUGGGGAACAUGUAAUUCUGACCGCAGGAGAGUUACACCUGGAGAGAUGUCUGAAAGACUUGCGAGAGAGAUUCGCUCGUGUGGAGAUUCAGGCGUCUAAACCAAUCGUUCCUUUCCGCGAAACAGCUGUGAAAGGCCAAGAUAUGGCACCCUCGAAGACGCCAAAUGCUGCCCGUGGAACAAUCAAGGGUGCAAGCACACAGAACUUGGUCACCUUUUCGAUUCGCUCGGCGCCUGUCCCCGAUGUUAUCGUACAAUUCUUGCUGCAUAAUUUAACGACUCUCAGAGUAUUGCAACAAGACGGUCACACAGACAGAGAUACCGCCGGCAGCAGUAUCGACAUUGUUUCUGAGAGCGAACCGGUCGGUGUUCAAGGCGAUGUUCUCCAUACUCCAAGUGUUAGAGCAGACCAAUUCUGGAGUGCACUAGAAGAAAAGUGCAACGAAGCUGGUGGGGAUUGGGUGAAUAUCAGCGACAGAAUCUGGUCAUUUGGUCCCCGUCACGCUGGUAGCUGCAUUCUUAUUGAUUAUCGCAAAGAUACCACACCGUUAUCGCUAAGGCGUCGCCUCUCACGCAAUCAUCCAGCUCAACCCACAAAUACAUCCGACAAUAAUGUUGAUUUCACGGGCUAUGUUGAGACAGGCUUCCAGCUAGCUAUGUUCCAAGGACCGUUGUGUGCUGAGCCUGUCGAAGGGAUGGCCUAUUUUGUUGAAUCAAUUGACGUUGAUGCCGAUGGCGUCCAGAAGGAGAUUGUCCAGAAUAGGUUAUCGCAAGUUACGGGCUCCGUGAUAUCGGCAGUGAGAGAUGCCUGCAGAAAUGGAUUGCUUGAUUGGUCCCCUAGGCUUAUGCUGGCGAUAUAUUCGUGUGAUAUUCAAGCCUCAACGGAUGUCCUUGGGAAAGUCUAUGGAGUGGUUGCGAAACGACGUGGUCGAAUUGUGGCAGAAGAGAUGAAGGAAGGGACUACAUUCUUCACAGUAUCUGCUCUUCUUCCAGUUGUGGAGAGUUUUGGUUUCGCAGAUGAUAUACGCAAACGGACGUCUGGUGCUGCAAGCCCACAACUAAUUUUCAGCGGAUAUGAAUUGCUUGAUCAAGAUCCCUUCUGGAUACCAACAACUGAGGAAGAGCUGGAAGACCUGGGUGAGAAAGCAGAUCGAGACAAUAUAGCGAAAGGUUAUAUGGACAGCGUGCGAGAGCGGAAAGGAAUGUUUGUUGAUCGAAAAAUUGUGCAGUUCGCGGAGAAGCAAAGGACCCUGAAGCGGUGAGAUCGGUAGACUUUGCUAUCAGUGCUGUACCGAGUUCCUUGGCACGUAGUCUGCGAUAACGCAUUGUGUGAUUACGUAACAGUCCGUUGUGAAGGCAUACGGCUCAUCUUAGCUAGCUGAGUUGACUUCCCUCCGCUUCCGC
This is a messenger RNA of Suillus subalutaceus, 3383 nucleotides long. Its product is annotated as P-loop containing nucleoside triphosphate hydrolase protein. Gene Ontology annotation, cellular component: ribonucleoprotein complex; cytosol. Gene Ontology annotation, molecular function: ribosome binding; GTPase activity; GTP binding. Gene Ontology annotation, biological process: cytosolic ribosome assembly. Bases 122 to 3241 code for a protein of 1039 amino acids. The transcript is spliced from 14 exons. The record is from RefSeq and is a predicted model, not a curated record. Lineage: Eukaryota; Fungi; Basidiomycota; Agaricomycetes; Boletales; Suillaceae.